Messenger RNA from Hyaloscypha bicolor E, 1338 nucleotides. Its product is annotated as iron reductase domain protein. The record is from RefSeq and is a predicted model, not a curated record. NCBI's taxonomy places the organism in Eukaryota, Fungi, Ascomycota, Leotiomycetes, Helotiales, Hyaloscyphaceae. The transcript is spliced from 3 exons. Bases 1 to 1338 code for a protein of 445 amino acids.
AUGUAUAUCCUUAAAUCUUUGGGAGUUCUGGCUUUGGCCACAUCUGUUCUCGCCCAAAACGUCACAUACUGCCCAGGAGCUGGCGUCUGCUAUGCAGUCAACGUCCCAGCUGCCACUGCUAGUAGCGGCAGUGGAGAUAUCUAUUUCCAGAUCAGUGGCCCGUCAACGAUGUCCUGGAUUGGGCUCGGGCAAGGGAGCCAAAUGACAGGAUCAAAUAUCUUCAUGAUCUACGCAAACGCAGCAGGAACCAAUGUCACCUUGUCACCACGACUUGGCACUGGAAAUUCACAGCCAAGUGCUGAUACCACAACCGAAGUCACUCUCCUCAGCGGAUCGGGUAUCUCUAACAACAUGAUGGUGGCGAACGUCAGAUGCUCGAACUGCAACAGUUGGUCAGGAGGAUCAAUGAGCCUUACUAGUUCCAGCUCUGCGUGGAUUUGGGCCUACAAGGCCGGCUCUGCAGUCUCCUCGGACAGCGUGAGCGCUUCAGUCUCGCAGCACACCGAGUACGGUGAUACCACGCUCAACCUCCAAAAUGCCGCUGGUGGUAGCAGCUCCAAUCCUUUCACAACAGCAGUGGCCUCAACAACCUCAAGCUCUUCUUCAUCAACAUCUUCCUCGUCUGACAGCAAUUCAGAUUCAACUACAGAUGAUGGAGGCGAGCCAAGUAAAUUGGAUAUGGUCAUCAUGGCCCAUGCAGUGCUGGCCCCGAUCACAUUCGUCCUGUUCUUCCCAAUCGGAGCCAUGAUCAUUCGACUUCUGAGCUUCAAAGGCGUUGUCUGGCUUCACGCGGGCUGGAUGGUCACAACCUACAUCAUUGUACUGGGAGCCAUGGGUAUGGGUGUCUGGAUUGCUGUCAUGACACAGCAGCUCGACACUUAUCACUCGAUCAUCGGCCUCGUCGUGGUUGGAGCUCUUCUACUACAACCAGUUUCUGGCAUCACCCAUCACUUGCUUUACAAGAAGACUGGAGGCGCAAAUGUUGCAACCUACCCUCACAUCUGGUGGGGUCGUGCUGUCGUCACGCUAGGUAUCAUCAACGGAGGUUUUGGCCUUAAAUUGUCCGGCAAUACCACCAAGGGCGAAGUCGCAUACGCAAUCGUAGCAUCAGUCAUGUGGGUGUUAUGGAUGGUCGUCAUCGUCUUCUCCUUCGCCAAGGGCAGACACACAGCUGAAAAGGACGCAAUCUAUGCCGUGGAAAUGCGGAAUGGGAACUCAAGUACGGAGAGGAUGCGAUAUCCUGCCUCCAUUCAGCAGGGUAGCUCCAUUAGAGAGAGUUACGGACGUAAUGGUAGCAACGAGUGGCCUAAAGCUCAAGACUCGAGGCGGUACAGGUAG